Molecule: messenger RNA, 1315 nt
Organism: Closterium sp. NIES-67
Lineage: Eukaryota; Viridiplantae; Streptophyta; Zygnematophyceae; Desmidiales; Closteriaceae
Source: the annotation of a GenBank genome assembly
AAGGCGGUGGUUGCUGCUUGUUUCGAUUGUGGUACCCCAUGUGGGUAACCUGCGGAAUGAUAUAAUUGAGGAAGUGCAUAGCACCAAAUACGGGGGACAUCUGGGUAUCAAGAAAACCCGGUGGGCCUUAAGUGAUGUGUACUGGUGGCCUGGAUUGGGGACUGAGGUCCCGUUGCGUUGUGUUAAAUGCGUACGCAACAAGUUAGACACGAAAAAGCCCGGUGGUUUGCUUCAACCACUGGAGAUUCCAGACAAAACUUGGGAGAGUGUCUCACUGGAUUUCAUCACAGACCUCCCAAAAACACGCGACGGUCAUACUGCGAUCUUGGUCUUUGUGGAUCGAUUGACCAAAAUGGUGCACUUCGUUGCUACCACAACAUACGUAUCUGCGGAAGAUACGGCCAAGUUGUUUGUAGCACACGUUUUCCGCUUACACGGGUUACCGCGUGUGCUGGUGUCCGAUCGAGAUCCGCGCUUUACAAGCCGGUUCUGGCACGAAGUUACACGGACACUCGGAACGAAGCUAAAGAUGUCGUCAGCCUUCCAUCCCCAAACGGAUGGGCAAACAGAGCGGACGAAUCGUACUCUUGAGCAGAUCCUUCGUUCAUUCAUUGGCCCAACUCAGGAUGAUUGGGAUGACUUGUUACCUGUGGUUGAGUUCGCAGUGAACAAUUCUGUCCAUGAAGGUACCCAUGAAAAACCCUUCAUUCUGAACUGUGGUCGGCAUCCCACGACACCUGCUACGCAUGGGAUAGGCGGACUGCGAGUCCCUGCCGCGAAAGACUUUGAGGGCAAGCAGCAAGAAGCGCUCAAGUCUGCUCGCCGCUGGCUGCAGCUGUCUCAGCAGCGACAAAAGUCUUAUGCCGACAUGAAACGCCGGGAAGUCUCUUUCGAGGUUGGAGACAAGGUAUUAUUGAGCACGAUGAACAUUCGUCUCAAAAUCCAUGGGGCACGAAAGUUGUUCCCUCGAUGGAUUGGGCCGUUCGAGUUUCAAGACAUUCUUCCCAACGACCUUCCGCACGAGCUACCGCCAUACCGAACGCACCAAUACGAGAUCGUGGAGGAAUCAAAUUCGAAGCCGACCUUCCGAACACCAUACCGGCUGAGCCCUACAGAGCUCGACGACACGAAAAAACAGAUCGAGUAUCUCUUUAAGAAAGGACUCAUCCGACCAUCCACUUCACCAUACGAUGCCCCGGUACUCUUCACACCGAAACCGAACAAAAGCCUGUGCAUGUGCAUCGACUACCGAGCUCUCAACAAGCAGGCCAUAAAAAAUAAAUACUGAUUCCACGAAUCAAUGACCUGCUUGACC